GACAUUGAUACAACGUAACACGGAGUAGAAAUUCAUGUUAUCUUUAAGUGCAACGCCGAUAAGAUUCCUGUACAGUAUUUUAAGCCAUGACAUAUUAAAAAUGUCGGAUUUGACCCGGACCUGAUAUCAGACAUAUAGGGUGAAUACAUAUUGGUGGUCGGGAAGGAAAUGUUUUUUACCUUGGUUUCUCUUUGGUCAUGUGAUGACAAUAAUGUUGGGAAUAUACAGGAUUUUACUUUCAGCAGCCUUAAUAAACGUCAAGGUUGUGACGUCACUUAUUAACUGGGACGCUGCAUGCGGAAAUACAAAAGGAUGUUUUCCUAAUUGUCCGAAUGGUUGCGGGUACCUAGUCACGUGGCAAACUUCUGCUUCCAGUAUUCAGUUUACACUGCAAGUGGAAGAGACGGGAACCAGCGUGUAUGUAGCUAUAGGGUUCUCCAAUGACUAUCGUAUGGGAGAAGAUAGCGUUGUCGGAUGUGUGAUGCCAAGUUCUACGGUCUCCUCCUAUUACAACAAGGACACCAACACUGAACUCCUAUCUUCACCCAGCUUAGGUUUAAGUGGCGCAUCUGUAAACCAGUCAAACGGUGUGAUCACGUGUUCAUUCACGAGGAAGCUCAGUGCAGCAGACACCAACUUUUUCGACCUGAACAAUGAUUACAUUUUAAUGCUUGUAGUUGGGAAGGUAAAGCAGAAAAAAGGCAAAACUGAACUGGACAAGCAUGAGAAAAUACCUUGGAGUAGCGAUGGUUUGGUGGACUUUAACAGACAUUAUAUUGUGAACUUACACAAACUUAACACGCCCAUCAUCAAGUUGCACGGUACAGUGAUGGUUCUUGCUUGGUUGCUAUUGGUAACGGUUGGCAUAGUGACAGCAAGAUACAACAAAAAUAUGCUUGAAGAGAAAAAACUUUUCGGGAUGAAAAUUUGGUUUCAGGUCCACCGAGGAGCCAUGAUAGUGGCACUAAUGUUAGUUGUAGUUGGGUUUAUAUCAAUAUUUGUAGAAAUAGACGGAUACAGUCAGGUUGUUUCCACGGACGCGGCGUCAGCUGUGCAGGCACAUCCUGUCCUCGGGAUAAUUGCCACCGUUUUGAUGGUUCUUAACCCAAUAAUGGCAUUGUUCCGGCCAGACAGUGAUCACAAAUUUCGAUGGAUUUUUUACUGGGCUCAUUUAUUUGUAGGGGCAAUUGGUCUUCUUUUAGCAGUUGUGAACAUAUUUCUUGGUUAUUAUCUCGAGCGUUCUAUGGUGCCGAACAGCGCCACCUAUGUAACAAUUGUGCACGUGGUCAUAGUAAUUAUCGUCUGCUGUGGCCUGGAAAUUCUCAACAGAAUAUCAAACGGUGAGACUGGAUUAUCUUUAAAUAUGUAA
This is a messenger RNA of Ruditapes philippinarum (Manila clam), 1369 nucleotides long. Its product is annotated as putative ferric-chelate reductase 1. The record is from RefSeq and is a predicted model, not a curated record. Gene Ontology annotation, molecular function: oxidoreductase activity, acting on metal ions. Lineage: Eukaryota; Metazoa; Mollusca; Bivalvia; Venerida; Veneridae. The transcript has 10 exons. The coding region runs from base 203 to 1369 and encodes 388 amino acids.